Cynocephalus volans (Philippine flying lemur) is the source of this 7253-nucleotide messenger RNA. RefSeq names its product zinc finger CCHC-type containing 14 (gene ZCCHC14). The coding region runs from base 53 to 3298 and encodes 1081 amino acids. The transcript is spliced from 13 exons. Gene Ontology annotation, molecular function: nucleic acid binding; zinc ion binding; phosphatidylinositol binding. NCBI's taxonomy places the organism in Eukaryota, Metazoa, Chordata, Mammalia, Dermoptera, Cynocephalidae. The record is from RefSeq and is a predicted model, not a curated record.
CCGCCCCCGCGCGGUUCCUGGGCCCGGGUCGCGGCGCGGCGCGGGCGGCAGCAUGGUGGAGAAGCGCUGCCCGCUGCAGAGGGACGGCGUGUACCGCUGGUUCUCGGAGCUGCCCUCGCCGCAGCGCGUGGAGUUCCUGUGCGGCCUGCUGGACCUGUGCAUCCCGCUCGAGCUGCGCUUCCUCGGUUCGUGCCUCGAGGACCUGGCCCGCAAGGACUACCACUCGCUGCGCGACUCGGAGAUCAAGGCCAACAACCCAGCCGACCUGGGCAGCCUCACCAACCUGACGGACGAGGUGGUGCGCAGCAAGCUGCUGGUGUCGCUGGCGCUGCUGGGCUCGGAGCAGCGCGAGGCGGCGGGCGUGCUCUACCGCACGCUCACGCACAUCGACUCCAUCAUCCACAACUACGGACUGCAGCUCAACGAGGGCCGCACGGGCGAUGAGUUCCUGCUGCUUUUCACUAUGGCCUCCAACCACCCGGCCUUCAGCUUCCACCAGAAGCAGGUGCUGCGCCAGGAGCUCACGCAGAUCCAGAGCAGCCUCAGCGGCGGUGGUGGCGGCGGCGGCCACGCGGGCAAGAGCGCGCCCGGGCCCACCUGCCCGGCCUGCCACAAGGUGGCGCCAAGGACCGAGACCCCGGUUAGCAGCGUGGGGAACAGUUUGGAGGGUGCCCUGCACACGUCCGCACAUUCCAUGGAGGAGGCGCCACCCAAGAGGCCGGCGGGCAAGCAUGGCCGAGUGAGUGUUGAAAAGAUAGACCUGAAGGGAUUAUUACACACAAAAAAUGACAGAAAUGUUGAAUGUUCCUUUGAGGUCUUGUGGUCUGAUUCUUCAGUAACAUCAGUAACCAAAUCUUCCUCUGAAGUGACUGAAUUUAUUUCAAAGUUAUCCCAGCUCCACCCUGAAGAGAAUUUGGAGAAACUGAUUCCUUGCUUAGCUGGCCCAGAUUCGUUUUAUGUGGAGCGGAACCACCUGGAUCUGGAAGCGGGCCUGAGGUACUUGGCUUCACUACCUUCUCACAUAUUAAAGAAUGAUCACGUCAAGAAAUUUUUCAGCACUUCAUCUCCCACCCAACAGCUUCAAAGUCCAAGUCCUGGCCACCCCUCCCUUUCUAAAGUAGGUACCGUGAUGGGUGUCUCGGGAAGGCCCGUGUGUGGAGUGGCUGGCAUCCCGUCCUCUCAGGGUGGCACCCAGCACCACCUGCAGCACUCGGCCGGCGCCACGCUGCCCCAUUGCUCCCACUCCGGGGGUGCGGGUUCGGCCCUGGCCUACCGGACCCAGAUGGACACCUCGCCUGCCAUCUUGAUGCCUUCCAGCCUGCAGACCCCCCAGACUCAGGAGCAGAAUGGGAUUCUAGACUGGCUGAGGAAGCUGCGUCUGCACAAGUAUUACCCCGUCUUCAAACAGCUCACCAUGGAGAAGUUUUUGAGCCUUACCGAAGAAGAUCUGAAUAAAUUUGAGUCUCUCACCAUGGGAGCCAAGAAAAAACUCAAGACUCAACUGGAGCUGGAAAAGGAGAAGUCAGAGAGGCGGUGCCUGAACCCCACCGCCCCGGCCUUGGUCCCCAGCAGUGGAGUGGCCCGAGUGCCCCCCACCAGUCACGUGGGGCCUGUGCAGACUGGGCGGGGCAGCCACGCUGCAGAGCUGCGGGUGGAUGUGGAGCAGCCAAACCACCAACUGCCCCGGGAAGGCAGCUCCUCCGAGUACUCCAGCUCCUCCUCCAGCCCGAUGGGGGUGCAGGCCCGGGAAGAGAGCUCUGACAGCGCUGAGGAGAACGACAGACGUGUGGAGGUGCACGUGGAGGGUUCUGAGAAGGAGAAGCCAGUGACGCUGCUGAACCACUUCACUCCAAGUGCCGCCAGACCCACGGCCCAGGUUCUCCCUGUGCAGAAUGAGGCUGGCUCCACUCCAUCAAGCCACCACCCCCUGCCACCCCAGAUGAUGACUGCAGCCUCGCACAUAGCACCAAUCCGAAUGCUGAGCUCCGUGCACAAAUCAGAGAGAGGAAAUGCGGACAUGAAGCUCCUCUCGUCCUCUAUGCACUCGCUUCUGUCUCUAGAAGACAGGAACAAAGGAUCUGGACCAAGAAGCAGCGUCAAAGCGGACAAGGGCUUCGGCAACACCGUGGUGGAUGUGCUCCCCACGUCAGCGCCCCACCAGCCCGUGCCAGUCCUCUCUGGACUUCCGGAGAGCAACUCCAUGUCACCCGCAGUUUCCUUUGGUCCCCGGGCUAAAGUUGUGCAUGCAUCCACAUUGGACAGGGUGCUGAAGACGGCGCAGCAACCAGCCCUGGCGGUGGAGACCAGCAGCACUGCCACAGGGACACCAAGCACGGUCCUCCAUGUGGCCCGGCCGCCCAUCAAACUGCUACUUUCGUCGUCUGUUCCUGCUGAUUCUGCCAUUUCUGGGCAAACUUCCUGUCCGAAUAACGUGCAAAUAAGUGUGCCCCCUGCAAUAAUAAACCCCCGGACUGCUCUGUACACAGCCAACACCAAAGUUGCCUUUUCUGCAGUGAGCAGUGUGCCUGUGGGCCCCCUGCAGGGCAGCUUCUGUGCGAACAGCAGCACUGCCUCUGCCAGCAGCCACCCCUCCACGGCCUUUGCAAACCUGGCCACGGGGCCCAGCUGCCCGGCACCCAGCUCCAGCCCUGCGCUUUCCUCCGUCCCCGAGAGCAGUUUUUACAGCAGCAGUGGUGGUGGCUCCACAGGAAACAUUCCCACCUCAAACCAGAACCACCACCACCACCACCACCAUCAGCAGCCCCCGGCACCGCCACAGCCCGCACCACCCCCACCUGGCUGCAUUGUGUGCACGUCCUGUGGCUGCAGUGGCAGCUGCGGCUCGAGUGGCCUGACCGUCAGCUAUGCCAACUACUUCCAGCACCCGUUCUCGGGGCCAUCCAUGUUUACCUUCCCCUUCCUGCCCUUCAGCCCCAUGUGCAGCAAUGGCUACGUCAGCGCUCAGCAGUACGGCGGUGGCUCCACUUUCCCUGUGGUGCACGCACCCUACAGCAGCAGCGUGACCCCGGACCCAGUCCUGGGUGGCCAGUCCACCUUCGCGGUGCCACCCAUGCAGAACUUCAUGGCAGGGACAGCGGGGGUAUACCAAACCCAAGGAUUGGUAGGCAGUAGCAAUGGUUCCAGUCACAAAAAGAGCGGGAACCUGUCUUGUUACAACUGUGGGGCCACUGGUCACCGUGCCCAGGACUGCAAGCAGCCGUCCAUGGACUUCAACCGGCAAGGUACUUUUAGGUUGAAAUAUGCCCCUCCAGCAGAAAGUCUGGACUCCACAGAUUGAUAUUUUUCUCUGGCAACAGAACGUUAUUAAGCCAUGGAGACAUAAGGAAAAUUAAUAACAAAAUUGGGAAGUCUAGUUGCUGUUGAGCUUAAUAUUUUUAAUCCAAAGGUGCUUUACUUGACUAGACUGGAUAGAAAAUCUAGCGUAGAAGUGCAUCAAACUCGAUUUUAUUGCCAAAAUCCUAGCUCGGAGCUUGAUGUCAGGACUUGCCUAGUGGGUAUCUCCGUGGUUGGUGAAAUGGCCAUCUCCACCCUUGGUCGCAAUGCAGAGACCUCGCGUCUCCUGAAGAGCAUUGCCAUCACUGGUCCUUCUAGGCGCACGCAAUUCCAGGGCAGCUAUGCGUGAUCGGAAUGGAGAACUGAAGGUUGGCGCUCUCCAAGGGGAGUUCCACUGUGGACUCUUGACACCCCUGGGUUAGGGAAAAUGUUGACUUUAUUUUGUUUUGUUUUUUUCCUAAAGUGAUUAGGCACUAAUCUCUGGGAUUUUUAAGGAUUGCACUACAGAAGAAUGUAAUCUGAUAUAAAUCUCUGCAGUUCUUGGAGACAAACUCCUCUGAGACCAGUGCAAGAGACUCAGAUAAUCCAUAAAGAGUCGGCACUAGCAGGCUACUCGACUUAGUACACAUGGAGAUUUUAAUAUUUCCUUCCCCUCCUUCAAACACUUGUAGCAGUUUCAGGUUUUUGAUUUUUUUCCUGCAAAUAAAUUUAAACUACAUUAUAAAAUAGAAAUAGUUUACUCACAACAACUUAAUUUCUAAGGGUCCAAGUCCCAGAGAAUCCAUAGUCAAAGCUUUGAGAAUACCUUCCUUCCCAGCCAUUCAGUGGCUGAGUCCUGACAUCUUCCACUACAAAUGAACUCUUGCAGGGACACGGCAGCGGCACGGCUUUGCGCAGUGGCUGUGGCAGAUGCUGCAUGUCCUUAGCAGAGCGUGCAAGUUGUUCGAUUUCACAUGGGCUCCUCUGGACCCCCAGCCCCAAGGCUUACUGCUGAUGGAUUCACACUGAGACAGACAUUUCAACAAUUAUACAGUCCUAUCACUUAUGAGCAAAAGAUCAGAAAUUUUCUCCUGUCAACUUCUUUUGUACUAGGUUAUGUAUUGAUAAUUAAUUCCGUUAAAAAUUACCUGGAAAAUGUCAGUAGAAAGUGGUAAGACUCUGAAAGAGGCCACACACAGAAGACAGAGCUGCAAGAUUCAUAGGGGCCUGGUUGUUUUAGGUAGGAAAUAAAAGUCCUCACUGUAGAUCUCUACAUUUCACCCCAUUGGGAUGGGAACAUUUUGGUCUGAAAUAUAGGGACUUCAGUCUUCAUGGUUAAAGGGAAUUUUCUGCGCAAGUAAUAUUCUUAUUUGAAAUGCUAAAGCCUUCAAUAUUAACAUACUGGUUGGUGAGGUCUUGCCAGGGAUUUUCCAUUUGAGUGUUUAAAAAAAAUCAAAAUACGCAGACCAUUUUAAAAUGGGACAAUUAGCCUCAUGCAAAAUUGGUAUAAAUCAAAAGAAUACCCUAGGAUUUGAGGCAUUGUGAUAGGAGGCUUCAGAUUUUGAGAUCAGUUUUCUGGCUUCAUGGAAACUAAGCAGAAAGUUGUUACAUUUUUUAAUGAAAGGUUUUUAGUGGAGUUUUCUAGUUUUAUUUUAGUAGAGUUUUAUUUCUAUGCAAUGCAGAAUUAACAGACCUCUGUAUUCUUCUCUCUUCGUGGUACACAGUAUUACAUAUAGUUUUGAAGAAAUGGUAAUGCUUAUUACAACAGCUAUUUAGGGGAAUGUUACAUUGAUCCCUUAAGUUAUAAACACUACAAAAUGUCAAAAUAAUGAGAACUGACACAACUUUGCCUUAAAGAGUACUAGACUGGAAAUUGUCAUGUUAUGUUAAAGGAAGACUUAGAGUGUUCAUUGAUGUUUACGAUUUUAAUAUUUCUGAAGGCUGUUAUAGGAGCCUGGAUAUGUGCUGAAAGCCAAACUUUCAAAUUUUUUGGUUUUUUAAACAAAUAUUUUAAAUAAAUCCUAUUUCAACACAGUGGAAUUGUUGAAAACUGUAAAGAAACAAUCAUUUAUGUUUUUGUUUUAGUCGUCAGAAUAGGGGAAUGAAAGUGUCUGUUGUUACCCUUAUAACUAUUUUGAUAACAAUAGAGGUUAACAAAUACAUCAAAAAUUAAAGGAGAAACUUUGAUUUGAGAUAUGACACUUCAGAGUUGAGGUAAAUAAGUUCUGACAUUAUGGCUGUUCCAGUCAUCAGAGGUCAUGGGAAAACUUCCAGUUGUCUUUGAAAGUGCACGUAUGGUAUGACGUCUCCAGUGAGGCUGUUCAAAGUUGAGAAUUUUGAGACAUAAAUAUGAGGUAUACAGUACAGAAAAAAUUCAACUGCAGAUCCGUGAGAUCUCUUCCUAAAGUGAAUCCCAUACUUGGACUUGAGGAUAUUUCCUAGCAGUAUUAUCUCUGAUGAAUUUCUCUCCAAAUGCAACCAAAGUAAAUAUACCUAAAGAGCAUUUUGCAUUUCAUCAGAAGACUUUCUCCUCAGUUAAAAACACAGAACAUACUGAUCCUGUCACAUAUUUAAUCAUUUUCCAGAAAUUGUGGUCGCAGUUUCAGAGUGCUGUGGCAACCAGGUAGGGUGGCAUUGGCCAUGUCUUUGCUCUGUGUAGUCUGUCAUAUAUUAAAGUUUCUAACCUGUUUUGUUUUUGUUUUUUUAUCUCCAAGAAUGGGGAAAGUGGAAUGUACAGAUUGAAGUAGAAUACAGUGUUGGGAUACAACUAUUUAACCUUUCAUUUUGUUUUUUAAGUAAAUCACUCACUUUUCUACCUUAUUUUCUAAUUUUUAUUUCAUGAUAAUGAAAAUUGGAAAGUUAAAAAACAACACAAAAAAACUCUUAAUUGUUAAAGAGCACUGAGGAAAUGGGAGCUAGCACUUAUAAUAAAAAUAAAAACAAAAUAUUUUCUUGAAUGCAUAUAUGUGAUUGGAUAUUUUAAAAAACCAGCAUCAUCUAUCAUCUCCAAAAGGUUACAGGAGUCAGCUUGUUAAUAUAGUAGUCAGUAGGUUCCAUAUUUUAAGUCAGUAUUUAGAAUUCUAGGUCCUUUACUGCAAGAAGUCCGCAUAGUUAGUCUAUACUACAACCUGUGUAUUGAGGCACAAUAGCAGUGGUAGUAACUCUGCUAGUAUCAUGCAGCUGUAAUGUUUCCUAUGUGAGCACAGGCUCAACUAGGCUUCUGCUCCCCCUCACUUCAGUGUUGCUCGGGGCACUUGCCCAGUGGGAGUUGGCGGCUCCCUCCUGGAUCCUCCUUGUCCUCACUCUUCCUGCUUCCUGGUGUUGUAUUUUAUGCCUUGCUAGUUUUACAUCCUGAUAACUGAUGGCAUCAUGUGAAGUCUUAAAUGUUGUAGGGAAACUGCCAACCUGCUCAACUUGACCACCCAUCCCAGAGGAUGGUCCUGUGCAACCUGAGUGGGUCGUUUCCAUUGUGCAGGUGACUCCCAAAGAAUGAGGCAGGUGACAUUUAAAGCCAUGGGUUCUGAAGAGGCUGAAUUGUUAAAAAGUCCCAAGGGUCUGAAUGGAAGUGAGCAUCUUUAAUCAACACUUGCAAUAUUCUAGAAAACCAUAUACUGUGCUGGUUGAGGCCAAAGGUCAAUGUUACUACACUGUUAACCGAGGGAGGGGAGCAGCGGCCACCAGUCCCUGCUCCAGCCUCACGUGUGUUGUAUCAGCCCUCAUCACAUGUGUAAGUUCUUACAUGCACAAAGACAAGGCUUUGGUACUGAAACUGAAAACCUUGUGUACUCAAGAAUCUUCACAGCUUCUAUUGGACAUACUUUCUUUUUAGGAAUGAAGGAAAAUUCUCCCAUUUUUGAGCCAUUCUUUUGUCAAUUCUACAAAAUUGCAUGUAACUUUAUAAAUAUUUUUAAAAGAUAUAGUUUUGUAAAUAUUUAAUAUUCCGCUAAUUUGAUUUUGAAUUGUAAAUGUCAAGUAUUCUG